AUGAGUGAUAAAGUGAAAGUGGGACCUUUGAAGGGCAAAAAAAGAGCCCAAUCUGGUGCAGUACCUGUGAAAAAGGCUGAUCCAGUGAUAAGCGAUGAGGCUGGUGAGACUGGCUCAGAUGCCAGUUCUGAGGAAGAGGAGAUUGAAGAGGAAGUGGAGGAGGAAGUGGAAGAAGGUGACGACUUUCCAUUGAAGAAGAAAUCGAAGAAGAGUAAGCAUGAUGAUGGUUCUGCAGAGUUCUCCAGUGCUGUGAAUGCCAUUCUUUCAUCUCAUUUGAAGGCAUAUGAUAGGAAGGACCCUAUUAUGGCAAGAAAUAAGAAAGUGCUGAAGAAGAAUGAUUCGGAUAAGUUAGAUCAACAGGCCAAGAGAGCUUUGCUAGUAGAGAAAAAGAAGCAACUAGGCAAGGCUAGGAAGAAGGAGAUCAUCCCCAUGGCCACCGAUGAACAAGCUGGCGGUGAGAUCAGAAUUCUGCUCGAAAAAGAGACUAAGUUGAGGAAGAUAGCAAGAAAGGGUGUUGUCAAGCUUUUCAACGCCAUACUCUCGACUCAAGUGAGCACAACAAAAGAAGUGGAGGCGAACCUGGGGGACGUAAAGAAUGUGCCCGAGAGGGAGCAACUGAUAACUGAGGUAUCGAAGGAGAAGUUCCUGGAUAUGGUCAAAGCUGCCGCAGAAGAAGAAUAA
Molecule: messenger RNA, 681 nt
Organism: Torulaspora delbrueckii
Lineage: Eukaryota; Fungi; Ascomycota; Saccharomycetes; Saccharomycetales; Saccharomycetaceae
Gene: RRP15
Product: rRNA-processing protein RRP15
Exons: 1
Coding region: 1-681 (226 amino acids)
Biological process (GO): maturation of 5.8S rRNA; maturation of LSU-rRNA
Cellular component (GO): preribosome, large subunit precursor
Source: RefSeq, a predicted model, not a curated record